GGAUGAGGAAGUGGUUCUCCAGAUCCAAACCUGCAAUUUUUAUCUGGUUCCUCUGUGUUCUUACCUUCUAUGCUCUCUUCAACAUCGCCAUCCACAAUUCAUCAGUGCUUCGCUAGAAACUUGAAUGAUGAGCAAUGAAAUGGCUACAGAAUGCUCCGUCUCGAAUCAUGAAAAGAGAUUGAGAUUGUAUGACAAGAUGGAAAGGGAUUUAGAGGAGCACGGUGCUGCUUUCCUUAAACACGGAGAAACUUCUCAAUCACUCGCCCUGUCGGAUUUGUUCACUCUCAAAGAUGGGGUUGUCACUCCUGUGCUGAAGGCUGCAAACCCCCCUGUGCGAGCAAAUGUGUUACAUUUGGAUGUUGAAUAUUCUGUCUAUAUAGCGUAAGUAUGUCUCUGCUUGUCUCUCUUGGCAUUCUUUCCGAGGCUGGGAAGUAUUCUUAAGCGAAACAUUACUAAUUAGCCUAAUUACAAAAUGCUGUCUUUUGGGCUUUAAGGGGUUUGCAAUUGCAUAUUCUUGUGAAAUAGUUAAGUUAUAAAAUGAGCAUUGUAUCUUUGGUACUCCCUCCGUCCAAAAAUUAUCUUCCCGUUGCGCGUUACGAUAUUCGACUCAAGUUAUUUUCAAAUCAUUUUACAUGAAAAAUGGUAUUAAAUUAAAAAAUAAAAAUUGCAUAUUUAAAAACUACAUCAAAAGAUCUACAAAACUAGAGGUGACAAGACUAUAUUAUUUUAUCAAAUAGGCAACGAAAAUAGGCCAACAAAGUGAAAAAAGUUUGACCCCGUUAAUAGUGAACGGGAAUAUAAUUUUUGGACGGAGGGAGUACAUCAGUAGGGACAUGGGGGACCUAGAGUCAGGAUAUAAGCUUUGAACCUCGACCAAUGUCUAGAAAAUUACACAAGGGGUGGUUUAAGAUGUGAUGGUUAUCUACUUCUAAUUAUAUUGGUUAAUACGUUAAAUGUAACUUCUUAUUCUUAAAAAGGCCGGCCAUGGUCAAUAUAUUCCAGGCCUAUUAAAAUCAUCAAAUGUUGUUUUCUUUUAGUAACAUCACUUUAAUAUCUCAGUUUUCUCUUAUGUCCUUGCUGGAAGUUGCCUCCUCCUUUUAUAUGUUUGUAUAGUUUAUUCGAUAUUGUUACAUAGGGAGGCUGUAAGGACCAUGUUUGCACCAUACUUUGAAAAAGGUAAGCUAUCUUUUUAUUUUUUAAGUAACCUUUAUCUUCAAGCUCUAAUGUUCGGUGAAUUCUCUUUGUUCAUGUUCAACUUUAUUUGGUUUUUUUUGCUUUUCUUCUCUGUGUAUACCGAGUCCCUCAAAUGAAGGGUUUGGGCAUUUGCAUUGUGUAAUUGGUUUAUUAUUUUUAUGAUCUUAGAAAAGUAAUCAGAAGUGUGUUAGUCUUUUUUAAAUCUGAUAGUUAAUUUGAUAUCAUAGCCUUAUCUUUUUCUCCUUCCUAGUUUUAUUUUCUUUACUGAACUAGUAUUGCCCAUCUAUUUUCAGUACUUCAAAAACACUGUCAACUCCAAUCACCAAGGUAAGGUGACCAGACAACUCAGGAACAUCAUACACAACUCUCCAAAAUGGACGGUCCAUGUAAGCCAACACAUGCGUAAUCACAUUCAGCCUUUGUUCCGGUCAUUUACUUCACAUGUUCUACCACACACUAACAAUAACAUUAAAUCGAAGUAACUUGGGGUUGUGCUACAUGAAUCAAGAGGAGAAUCACCUUUUAAUUAUUCAAAAAUAUGGUUUCUUUCCAUUCCUUUCUGUCCAUAGCCACCCUCUUGUGCAUAUUUCACGUAAGAAAAAUCACUCCUAAUCACUUCCUCCCACGUGUUUUUUGGGUCUCCCUCUUUUACAAAAAUCAUUUAUCCAGCCAUUUAUUUUCUAACAGUGUGUUACUAGGUCUUCUUUGCAUGUGUUGAAACCACUGUUGUCGAUACUCUGACAACAUAUCUUCGAUAGAUGCCACUUCCACCUUUUUUAAUGUUA
Molecule: messenger RNA, 1979 nt
Organism: Cuscuta campestris
Lineage: Eukaryota; Viridiplantae; Streptophyta; Magnoliopsida; Solanales; Convolvulaceae
Source: the annotation of a GenBank genome assembly